Oreochromis aureus is the source of this 1031-nucleotide messenger RNA. Its product is annotated as ras-related protein Rab-7L1-like. Gene Ontology annotation, cellular component: Golgi apparatus; trans-Golgi network; vesicle. Gene Ontology annotation, biological process: vesicle-mediated transport. NCBI's taxonomy places the organism in Eukaryota, Metazoa, Chordata, Actinopteri, Cichliformes, Cichlidae. The transcript has 6 exons. Bases 172 to 795 code for a protein of 207 amino acids. The record is from RefSeq and is a predicted model, not a curated record. Gene Ontology annotation, molecular function: GTP binding; GTPase activity.
AAUGUUAUAGUAUGUUAUAGUAUAAUGGAAGAAAUAUAGUGUUCUUUUAAUAAGUUGUGUACUUUUUAGAGCCAUUUAUGUGUUUUGCUCUCGACCAAACCUGAUGAGGUGUGAACUUUGAGCUCUCCAUGCUGAGGUCUGUCACCUGCUGUUGUGUAACGGAGGACAGCGAUGACGGAGCACCUUCUGAAAAUUCUCAUUGUUGGUGAUGGAAACGUCGGCAAGUCUUCCUUUGUUCAUCGCUACGUUAGCGGACAGUUCAACAAGACCUACAAGAUGACGGUGGGAGUGGAUUUCUCCGUUAAGCUGCUGCGCUGGUCGGAUAAAGAGAAGGUCCGACUGCAACUCUGGGACAUCGCAGGCCAAGAGCGUUUCAUAUCCAUGACCAGGAUCUACUAUAAAGGGGCGCUGGGCUGUGUGGUCAUGUUUGACGUCACCAGUUCCUCCAGUUUCUCCAGCUGUCGCCAUUGGAAACAGGACCUGGACAAUAAGGCCAUGCUGCCCAACGGAGACUCCAUCCCCUGCAUCCUGGUGGCUAACAAGUGCGACCUCGCUCACAGGGCCGUCUCUGCAGACACCAUUGACAAGUUCAGCAAAGCCCACGGCUUCAUUACUUGGAUGGAGACUUCAGUCAAAGACAACAAGAAUGUUGAAGAAGCCAUGAGGAUGCUGGCGCAGGAGAUUCUGUCGGUUCAGUCCACCAUGGACCCGAUCCACAGACCUGAAUUCCGAGUUUAUCCUCACCCGGACUCAGAGUUCAACAGAAGCUCAGGAGAAGGACGAGGCUGCUGCUGAAACCACGAGCAUCACUCGGAGCACAGCAGGAAAUACUUUUCAUGUGGAUGUGAACUGUACGCUCUAAACGUGUGAUCACCGGAAGGACUGUGAACUGUUAGCAACUCUAAAUGAAGUUUGACUGUCUCGGAGCUGAUUCUGGCUCUCCCACCUUUAAUAGUUUCAUUUUGAGUUAAAGAUGUAAGUUAAACCAAGUUCAAAUAAAGAUCAGGCCUCGCCUAUAGUGAGAAGCAACA